UCCUCCCUUUAUUUUUUCCCGCAACGUAUUGAAGUUCGUCGGAAGCACGGGUUAGCACUUUUAGCAGCUAAAAUGCCCAAACGAACUUGUCCUUUUCCAGAAACGUUUUCAUCCCAAUACAAAAUGCACAUUGGACAACACGAGCUGAAUACUUACGGCGUAUUCGGGAAUAAAUACAGACAAGAAAUAUACGAUAAGACAAAGAACUUGCUUUUCAACGGUGCCAAAGCUGUAAUGGACAAACUAUGGACAGGAGAGGAGAAGCUCGCAGAGUCGCAGCCCAGUGGACAGCCGUCUGCGUGCAGUCAGACCCUCCUGAGAGGACAGACACUUAUUGGACAUGAUGGGAGACUCACAAGAACCACUGCUGCACAAGGUGCACAGGUGGCUCCCACAUGCUGCUGUGUGUGUCAGAAAAACCAGGGCUCCAGGACACAGUGUUCCCAGUGUGACAGGCUAGUCUGCUCCUCUUGUACCCGACACUGUUCCAGCUGCUCGAGCCUCUGCUGCUCCGUCUGCACCAUCAUAGAUUACAGCGGGCGAUACGAUGAGGUACUGUGCUGCAGCUGUUCAACGUAAAAAAAGGACCAACAAAACGAACUGGAGUUUAUGCUUGUAUAGUUACCUUGUAUGAGAUAUUACAAAAACUACAUUUUAUCCUCGUUUUUUUUAUAUGAGUCAGAUUCUUGUAUAUACAUUUAUUCCAAAAAUUAACUGAAAUAAACUUGAACUCUUUUGCACACA
Austrofundulus limnaeus is the source of this 744-nucleotide messenger RNA. RefSeq names its product SIVA1, apoptosis-inducing factor (gene siva1). Gene Ontology annotation, molecular function: CD27 receptor binding. Gene Ontology annotation, biological process: extrinsic apoptotic signaling pathway. Bases 73 to 579 code for a protein of 168 amino acids. NCBI's taxonomy places the organism in Eukaryota, Metazoa, Chordata, Actinopteri, Cyprinodontiformes, Rivulidae. The transcript has 4 exons. The record is from RefSeq and is a predicted model, not a curated record.